Messenger RNA from Lodderomyces theae, 1119 nucleotides. RefSeq lists its product as uncharacterized. The transcript has a single exon. The record is from RefSeq and is a predicted model, not a curated record. NCBI's taxonomy places the organism in Eukaryota, Fungi, Ascomycota, Pichiomycetes, Serinales, Debaryomycetaceae. The coding region runs from base 1 to 1119 and encodes 372 amino acids.
AUGCAAAGACAAUUCUUUCGACUUCUCAAAACCAAGUGCUCUCAAUUCCAUGCUAGGUAUACAAUAAAUCCAUUAUCAUUCAAACUUCAACCUCCCACCAAGUUUACUCCGCAAUCAGUAGUUAUAUUCUCGACUCCAACAAACCUACCCCAGGUCAUUGAAGAUGUAAUUGAACUCCACCAACAAAUCAAUCUACAAGUAGUGGUUGCCGGAAUUGACUCAAUGGCGCCAUUGUCUGCAAGGAAUGGUGUGAGUGAGCUAUGGCUUGACCGUCGAUUGAAAAUUGGCAAUUCGUUGCUUUUGGAAGAAAGAGAUGACUUGAACAAACCUCCACCUGAAAGUGACGGAAUCAAUCCUGUGAGCGCUAGAAAGAAUUGGAAAAACAUUCAAGGUCAUUUGAGCUUAGGAUUGAGACACGAAAUGGAUGCUAAGAUAAGCUUGGCCAAUACGGUCUUUUCCACUGGAUCUAUCCUAACUUUGUUUUAUUUCGAUUCAGAGUCAAAUGGCGCUCAUCAUUCUGGCCAGCAUUUAUGUGAGCUAGAGGUUGCAUUACCGAGAGGUAUUGUCCCCAAUCAUGCAACUGCGAAAAUAGAAGAUAGGUGGACGCCGUUGUACCCAGGAAAACAAUUCAAAAUUACAAACUGUGUGGGGAACUUGUUGAAAUCAAUUGAGAGAAACCCGGCUGCCAAAUACUUGGAAAACAAUGAUAAGCUAAUGAGCUUGGCAAGUAAAGAUACUGAAGUGUUUGUAAAGUUGAGAAAAAGGGGGUCAACUGCUGUGGAAAGAUUCAAAGUAACUGCAGGAGGUGGUGGAUGGGGUGCCAAAGCUGAUAUAAUUGCAUUAUCGCCAGAAGCAAAGCCUGAGAGAGGUGAUGAGGUUGAAUUUUUCAUGGUGACUCCUAAAGACAGAUUUGUGAAACGUGAAGGAGAUGCUCUUGAAAAGUUUGAUCAUACAUUAGCCUUCAUAAGUAGUUUUGAAGAAACAGACUAUGACGGUAGUACUGGCGAGGAAAGCGAAAAGGUUUACGACACAUUUGGGUGCGGAUCAGAACUUGGGUUCUACUUUAAUGGGGUUAAACAUCAUUCACCAGGGGAAACUGUGUAUGUAAAGUUAAAGUGA